Molecule: messenger RNA, 3741 nt
Organism: Artibeus jamaicensis (Jamaican fruit-eating bat)
Lineage: Eukaryota; Metazoa; Chordata; Mammalia; Chiroptera; Phyllostomidae
Gene: HMMR
Product: hyaluronan mediated motility receptor
Exons: 15
Coding region: 859-2658 (599 amino acids)
Cellular component (GO): membrane
Molecular function (GO): hyaluronic acid binding
Source: RefSeq, a predicted model, not a curated record
GUGGAAUGCUGGCAAAGUCAAGCUGGUAGUAUAUUCAGGGACAGAUUCAAGACAACCCACUGGACAAAAGAAUGAUAACUGAAAAUCAGUACAUUAGUUUACUACAGUUAUGUGUCAGUCAAGUAUUUACAUUUGCUUUUCCUGUGUGCUGCUACUUCAUACAUUAAGGCAAUGGGAAUUACUUAUCGUGAAAUCCUAGCAAGUUAGCUGGAUUGUGAUGGAGUUGUGCUAACCUGAUGCAUCCCUCUGCAUCAUAGGUAUAUGCCUCCUUCAAGGAUAAAAUUAUUUGGAGCAGCACUGUCCUGCGUUGUAGCUGCUCACCACACAUGACUAUUUAAAUGAAAUGAAAUGGCAAACUCAGUUCUUCAGUUGCGCUAGUCACAGUUCAAGUGCUCAAUAGCAACCUGUAAUGAGAAGCUCGCAUACUGGACAGUGCAUUUCCGCCAUGGCAGAGAUUCUGCUGAGCAGAGCUGACCUGCAGAACCCACUGACCCCGCUAAGCAGGACUCAGCUGGUCACUCCCGGCUUUGCUUUUCUGGCAGUUUUUUAUUCACGUUUCUUAACUGGCUCUUUCCGGUGGACAUAUUCUUCUGACGUAUAAAACUUUCCAUUGGUUGUGGUUGAACAUUAGCUCAGGACGAAGAAUAUGCCAAUGUAACUUUGCAAAUCUCUGUCCUGGUUGCUCUGAUCCUUUUGUAUUUAUUUUAAUAAUAUUGGCUAUCAUUUUAUUGAGGAUACAUGCAAGAGAUUGAUGGGGGGAAUCGGUGAAUCUCAGUUAGAUAGCAGAUCCGCGUCCUUGUGCAGGAACGUGGUGCUCAGGACAAGCGGCUCCAGGAUCUGGAGGCCGAGCUGGAGAAGAUGGAAGCAAAGCUAAGUGCUGUGGUCAGGGAGAAAACCUCUCUCUCUGCAGGUAACGCUUCCCUGGAAAAGCAGCUUACUGAAUUGACCAGGACUAACGAGCUGCUGAAAUCUAAGUUUUCUGAAGAUGGUAACCAGAAGAAUCUGAGGAUUCUAAGCCUUGAGUUGACGAAACUUAGAAACAAAAGAGAAACUAAGAUGAGGAGUAUGAUGGCUAAGCAACAAGGUGUGGAGGUGAAACUGCAGGUCACUCAGAAGAGUCUCGAAGAGUCUCAGGGGAAAAUCGCACAGCUGGAGGGAAAACUUGAUUCAAUACAGAAGGAAAAGCUGGAUGAAAAAUCUGAUAUGGAAAAACUCUUAGAAUACAUUGAAGAAAUAAGUUGUGCCUCAGAUCAAGCGGAAAAAUACAAGCUAGACAUCGCCCAGUUAGAAGAAAAUUUGAAAGAGAAGAAUCAUGAAGUUUUAAGUCUGAAGCAGUCUCUUGAGGAAAACACUGUUACCUUGUCUCAACAAGUAAAAGACCUGGAUGCUAAAUGCCAACUACUUGAGAAAGAAAAAGAAGACCUCAUUAACAGGGACAGAGAACAGGAUGAAAAUCUAAAUUCUGAAAUGCAAAGCUUAAAAGAGAAGUUAAUUCUUGAAAAACAAGAACAUGAAAAGCUACAACAGAAAGAGUUGCAAACUGACGCACUUCUGCAACAGGAGAAGGAAUUAUCUUCUAGUCUUAAGCAGAAGCUUUGCUGUUUCCAAGAGGAAAUAAGGAAAGAACGGAAUCUCUUUGAGGAAGAAUUAAAGCAAGCUCUGGAUGAGCUGGAUAACUUACAGCAAAAGGAGGGACAAGCCGAAAAGCUGGUCAAACAACUGGAAGAAGAAGCAAAAGCCAGAGCUGAAGAGUUGGCACUUCUAGAAGAAAAGCUGAAAGGGAAAGAAGCGGAACUCGAGACAAGCGAUGCCGCUCACUCUCAGGCCGCCCUGCUGUUGCAGGAGAGGUGUAACAGUGCCGAGCAAAGCCUUGGAGACGUCACUGCUCAGUUUGAAAGCUAUAAAGCAUUAACAGCUAGUGAGAUAGAAGAUCUUAAGCGGGAGAACUCAUCACUUAAGGAAAAAGUGGCCACGGCCGAGAAAAGUGCGGAGGAUGUUCAGCAUCAGAUACUGGCAACUGAGAACUCAAAUCAGGAAUAUGCAAGGAUGCUUUUAGAUGUUCAGACCAGAUCAGCACUUAAAGAAGCAGAAAUGAAAGAAAUCACAGUUUCUUCUUUUCAAAAAAUCACUGAUUUGGAGAACCAACUGAAGCAACAGCGGGAAGACUUUAAGAAGCAGCUGGAAGCAGCGGCAGCAAGGCAGGCCGGAGAAGAAAGUACAGUGGCAGAAUUAACUGAGGAAAUGAAUAAGUGGCGCCUCCUCUAUGAAGAACUAUAUAAUAAAACAAAGCCUUUUCAGCUACAACUGGACGCAUUCGAAGCAGAGAAACAGGCCUUGCUGAGUGAACACGGGGCCGCCCAGGAACAGCUGAACAGACUCAGGGACUCAUAUGCCAGAUUGUUGGGUCAUCAGAAUCUAAAGCAAAAAAUCAAGCAUGUUGUGAAGUUGAAAGAUGAAAACAGCCAACUCAAAUCGGAGGUGUGGAAACUCCGCUCUCAGCUUUCUAAAAUAAAGCAAAAUGAGAGAAAACUUCAGGGGGAAUUGAAUAAAGUUCUGGGUAUCAAACACUUUGAUCCUUCAAAGGCUUUUCUUCAUGAAAGUAAAGAAAAUUUUGCUCCCAAAACCCCACUAAGAGAAGGCAAUACCAACUGCUGUUGAGCCCCCAUCGAGUUUCAGGAAUCAUUCAAGCAAACAUCUGAAAAACCAGUUGAAGAUUAUUUUAUUUUUAUUCUUUGUUAUUCUUUAUUUUUAUUUCAUUGUUAGUAUUGCUGUUGUUACUGUUGCGUUUGUGACGAAUACUCUGAAAUGUAUUUAAUAUUAACUUCCUAUUUUUAGUUCUCCGAAAGCAAGCUCAACAUUUUUGCCAAUCUGUCAUCUGACACUGUGUUCUGUUGUCAGUGCCUCCUCCCUGAGGCUCAUUUCCGGCACAUCAUUCUAAACCUUGUACUCGGCUUUCCAGUCUUACAGUUCGUCCCAUCAGUCAGCAUUCCUUUAAAAAUCGCUGUUAUAUUACUACCCUCCUCUUCUGAAACCUUAGGUGGUUUCAGGAUUCUGAUCCCCAGGUUUUUGGUUUGAUCCUGGACGGCUUUUCUAAUCCAAACCUCAUAAGCUAGGACAAAGCACCUUGGCCUGUUCUUGCCUCUGCUUUGAUUCUCCUAAUAAUGUUCCUCCCAUUUUACCCACCAAAGACUCAUCCAGUUCCAGUAGGAACUAAGGGCUUGCUUAAUUGCAUAGUAAUCUCUUUAUCUCUUAUCAGAGUCACUAGCAGGUCAAGAAUUUGCAGAUUCCUAGACUCUUUCCCAGUCCUACUAAAUGAAAAUCUGAGGGUUUUUUUCCUGAAAAUCUGCACUUUAAACAAACUCUGCAGUUAAUUCUUAGAUACAUCAAAAAUCUGAGAACUACUGCUCUUAGCUACUCUUGAAAGAAUUUUUUAUACCACUUGGCAGCAGCCUGACUAGUGGGUAUCUGAUUAGUAUUUCCGUAAUGUGAAAUAAAAAUCACACAUUAAGUCAUUAAUUAACCCAGUCAUUCAACUUAUAUUAUAUGAAGUUACAUUAAUGCAUGAAUGAAAGGUGUUUAUGAUCUGUGCCCCCUCCCUUUCUUGUCACUAGAAUUACAAGUGGCAGUAGACUGUUUAGAGAGUGGUAAUUAUCUACAAUUUCUGAGUUACAGUUAGUGUAUUAUAAAACACAUUUUAAAAAUACUUCUCUCUUGAUGUACUAACAGACGUAUUACAAUCAA